AUGCUAUCUCUGACUCUGAACCGUCCUUCUCUGUUCCCCAACUCCCCUUCCUUAUCUAAUACCCCUGGGUCUGUCCCAGCAGGAACCCCCCUACCACCAGGCUACCAUUUGGUAUAUUUCACUCCUGCUUUUCUGGAAAAUGAACUUGGCGCCGACGGGACGGACGUAUCCUAUAACCCGGAGUCCCCGUUCACGCGCCGCAUGUGGGCAGGAGGCGAAGUGCACUGGCCGCGAGACGCAGAUGGGAAACCCAAUCCAUUGCGCGUGGGCCAGGAAAUCCAGGAGACUACGAAGGUGCUCAGCGCCGAGCCAAAGGUGGUCCGAAAGACCGGCGAGGAGAUGAUCGUGGUGGGUGUGGAGAAGGAAUUCCGGAAUGAGUUCGGGGUGGCCGUUCUGGAUCGUCGGAAUUGGGUCUUCCGUAAGGCUUUAGCAAUUCCACCAUCGUUGUCGACAUCCUCUGCAACACAGUCGGUGACUUCGGAGCCUGCAUUUUCAUCCACCGUGUCAACAGGAAAUACACACAAACGCACACUGAGGCAAACAGCUGUGACACUGUUCCGCUUUUCUGCACUGACUUUCAACCCACAUAAGAUCCAUUAUUCUACUCCUUGGGCUAGGGAGGUAGAAGGCCAUAAGGACAUUGUUGUUCACGGGCCGUUGAACCUGAUCUCCAUCUUGGAUCUCUGGAGAGAUACACAGCAGUUGGAUCACAAUGACCCAGGCUUGGUCCUCCCGGAGAAGAUUUCCUACCGUGCGACAAGUCCAUUAUAUGUAGAUGAUGAGUAUUGUAUCGUGCUUGAGGAAGGAGACGGCGUCGGAAGGAAAUGGCUGAAAUUCGAGUACGGGAUCCUUACUCUACAACUAGUGAGAAAAAGAGGACCCGGGUCCAGCUCUCCUGUACCGCGUGUAGGAGCCGAAAGUAAGCAUGCGCACGGUUCCUCGGAGGCUGUAGAGACUGACGACCGUCUGCAGCAUCUGGAGAAUCUUAUUCUGUCUCUAGCGCAGAAGAAAAAACUCAAAGAAACCAAGAGUAUAGAGACUUCCAUGCUGCGACCUGCACAAGACACUAGCAUGCCAGAUGGCAGCCAAGUGAUACUGGAUACGCCUUCUUCAAACUCAAGCUGGGAAACGAAGGCUUCCUCUAUUGACGUAUCCAGUAAGCUGGUUGUCAAAGAUGCAGGGACGAGCUACAUUGAUGGCGCUCAUUGGAGCGCUAUUCUUGAAGAAAUUAAUGGAGUCAAAGAGUAUCUACAAGGCGGCGACGAAAUAUCGGACGAAGAAAGCGAAGACAGUGAAGCUCUCGAUCCUACAUCCCCGACUCUCCUGUUCGGGUUGAGCAAGACCGCAAGCAUAGAGGAACUGCUAGCUGAUAUUCCACCUCGGCCUGUCUGUGAUCGAUUGAUUUCUCAGUUUCUCAAAAGCAAAGAGCCUCUCAUAGUGGUUUACCAUAUUCCAACCUUCCAAAAAGAGUACAAUCAGUUCUGGCUAAACCCGCAGGACAUCUCACUUCCAUGGCUCGGUUUACUGUACGCAGUCUUGACUUUGGCUGUCGCUGUCCAUCAACGUCUCCAAGAGCCGCUUCCCAGCCCCCUGGAGGACGCUUCGGAAAUCAUCAAUACAUUUCGUAAACGAAACGCCCAGUGCCUGGCCCAGUCCAACUAUAUCCAACCCGGGAAGUACAAGGUCGAGGCGCUGUUUUCGUACGUGAUGGGAGAGUUUUACCGGAGCAAUGAUGCCCAAGUGAGUGUCUCGUUCCUCCUUGGGACUACGAUAAGGCUGGCCAUGCGGAUGGGGUAUCACCGGGAUCCGCAGCACUUUUCCAGCAUCCCCCCUUUCGAGGGAGAAAUGCGACGGCGAGUGUGGUCUAUUAUGCGACAGCUGGAUAGUUUGAUUUCGUUCCAAGUCGGUCUGCCCCGGACCAUCCAAGAUUGGCAGCACGAUACGGAAAUGCCACGGAACUUAUUUGACGAAGACCUGUAUGAAGGCAUGCAGCAACUUCCUCCGUCGCGACCAGACAGUGAGCUCACAACAACGUCGUAUACGCGGGUCAAGUCGAGACUCAUGUCCGUGUUCGGUAAAAUCAGUGAUCUCGCGUAUUCGCGAGAACCUGUGACAUACGAAGAGACGUUGGAGACCGACCGACGUCUAGAAGAGGCGCACAAUGAAGUCACGCCGAUAUUCAAGAUCCGACCGAUCGAGCAGUCGAUCGCGGACCCGGCAGAGCUGAUCCUCGGUCGCUAUACGUUGGAGCUGCUUUAUCAGAAGGCCCGGUGCGUGCUGCACCGGAGGUAUCUGGGCGAGGUCCAUACCAAUCUCCGGUACGCAUAUUCCCGAUGGGCGUGCAUGAGUGCGUCGAAGGAAAUCUUGCGACAACAGGUGGAUCUCCACCACGAAACCCAACCAGGGGGGAUCCUGUAUCGGGAUCGGCAGUUCCCGAACUCUCUGCAGUAUACGGACUAUUUGCUCGCAGCCAUGAUCAUUUGCUUAGAGCUGUCGCACAACCAAACCACGGGAACAGAGGUGGAGCAUCCAAAUAACGAAGUCGCUGUGGUGAUCAACGGCCGUGAGGAUCUCCUUGCAGCACUAGAAGUGUCCCAUAGCAUUUUUGAAAAAUCACGCCAGCAGUCUGCAGACGCACAGAAAGCAUACAAUGCUUUGACGGUCAUGCUGCGGAGGGUCAAGAGAGGAUUACAAUCUCUGUCGCCUCAGCUGCAGCCGCGUCCUCAGGAGAUCGCAAAUGAACCAACCCUUGGUACGGUUUAUGCCCAACCUCCACCAUAUGGCAGCUGGCAGGGAUAUCAGAAUCCAUCGUACGCUCUUCAUAUGAGCGCAGACCCGAUACCUAGCACUAUGGAUUUAGAGCUGCCAGUAACCUCAUUGGAUGUUAUUGAAGAUAUGCUGAAUGCGCCCACCAACCUCGACUGGGGUCUUUGGGACCAGCAAAUCCAAGGGCUGGAGGGGCGUGGAAUGUGUUUUUUGAACAAUCCGGAGGAGGCAAACCCCGGCACUGAGAAUGUCUAG
This is a messenger RNA of Aspergillus tanneri, 3021 nucleotides long. Its product is annotated as putative C6 transcription factor. Gene Ontology annotation, molecular function: DNA binding; zinc ion binding. Bases 1 to 3021 code for a protein of 1006 amino acids. The transcript has 9 exons. Gene Ontology annotation, cellular component: nucleus. Gene Ontology annotation, biological process: DNA-templated transcription. The record is from RefSeq and is a predicted model, not a curated record. Lineage: Eukaryota; Fungi; Ascomycota; Eurotiomycetes; Eurotiales; Aspergillaceae.